AUGUGUCGCGUCUGCGAGCGACUCUCUUACGACCCCCCACUCCCGGACGUUCCUUCGGAGAAUGAAGACGACAACGAUUAUGUAUAUCGACCUUACGACGUACCGGUGAGAUCGAUACGUAAACAGCUUAUCCCGAUUCAAAUAGUAGUAGAACCGGCGCCAAGUCAUGACGGAACUCCGAUUUUCGCCGCAUGGGAGAAACCGAGAAUCGCUCAGCGAGGCGACUGGGACUAUCCAUCCCCCCGGCCAAAGCCACCUUUUGGUAUGGCGGUCUACGAUAUCACCCCAACAGCAACCCCAACCCGGGCCGCAAAGAUGGCGCACGCUCUCUCGCGUCUCACCAGGAAUCGCAAUACCGAAUGGGGCGGGGACAGGAUAGAGGUCGUUUGCUUCCCUCUUCCAUCACAUCUUACCUGCCAAGAGCGUGCAAAGGCCUGCAUUAGCCAUCACGGACACGAAGUCCGGAACCGUGCUGUAAUAGACAACAUUGAUGACGCCAAGUUCUGGUUUCUUCCCGAGGACUUUAUCAACGAGUGGUAUUCCCGCGGACUUAUCCUAAUCGACCGGCUGGAGGACACCUGGGAAGACGCUUUCGAUUGUGACGAAAGGGUGAUCCAAUACGAAGAUGAGAACACCCGAAGUCCCUUUGGCAGUUUUGCAACAGUCUAUUGGCUGCCGCGCGAAGCGACCUGGGAAUACUAUGAAGAAGAGUUUCGUCCCGAGGAUCGAGUGAACAUGCAAAAGUAUGGGUUGGAGAGCAUCGGUAGGAUGCUGGGACGUGAAGGGAUUGGCAAUAGUAUCAGGGGCUUCUACGAACACUUCACGUCCGAUGGAGUUCUGGACCGAGAAUUGGCUGUCGCCAGGACCAGAAGAGUUGAUGCAAGACAGAAUUCUUCGAAAAAGAAACUGGCAAGAUUUAUGAACCAGACUUGCCCCAGGGACUAG
Molecule: messenger RNA, 945 nt
Organism: Colletotrichum scovillei
Lineage: Eukaryota; Fungi; Ascomycota; Sordariomycetes; Glomerellales; Glomerellaceae
Exons: 2
Coding region: 1-945 (314 amino acids)
Source: RefSeq, a predicted model, not a curated record